UUUAACCUAUCCAGCUCUGUCACAUCAGUACAGAUUAAGGAAAGGAGGGAAUGAAAGGAAGUCAGAGUAUUGAAAUGUAUACACAACAUCUAUUUCCAUUUGUACUGCCAAAUGACUCUUCUUUGUUUGUUUGUUUCUUUCUCACACUCUCUCUCUCAGGCCCUCGGAGGCAGAUGUUCAGCAGCGGCCCCAGCAGCCAGGAGUUGGACCCUCUGUUCGGCUUAGCAAGAGUCGCACCGUAGACGCGUUUGGAGAGGGCCCCACUGGCAGGCCGGCCCCUGGCCGCAGUCCCUCGUCCCUCAGCCUCUUAGAGUCCCGAUUCAGGCAGGAGCCUAAGGACCCAGAGAAGAAAACAGGCAUGUUUGGCUCCAGCUUCCUGAGUGGGGCCAACCCGCUUAACGCUGUCUCAUCCAUGACCUCCCAGGUGUCCUCUGGAAUGUCCUCAAUGUCCUCCGAGGUCACCUCCAUGGGCUCCGGGGUCAACAUGCCCUCAUUUGGCCUGUUUGACAAGGAAGAAAAGCCUGGAGAGAAGCCCCUAGGUGGGCCCCCAGGACCAGGCAGCAAGGGCCCCCAGCAGGGGGGGCCAAGACCCCCUGGCCCCGGACAAGGGCCCAGACCCCCUGGGCAGCAAGGGCCCAGACCCACUGGUCAAGGACCCCUUGGGCAGCAAGGGCCCAGAACCCCUGGCCCCGGACAAGGGUCCAGACCCCCUGGGCAGCAAGGGCCCAGACCCGCUGGUCAAGGACCCCCUGGGCAGCAAGGGCCCAGAACCCCUGGCCCCGGACAAGGGCCCAGACCCCCCGGGCAGCAAGGGCCCAGACCACCUGGUCAAGGACCCCCUGGCCAGCAAGGACCCAGACCUCCUGUCUCCGGACAAGGGCCCCCUGGGCAGCAAGGGCCCAGACCACCUGGUCAAGUCCCCCCUGGGCAGCAAGGACCAAGACCCCCUGGUCCCGGUCAAGGGCCCCCUGGGCAGCAAGGACCCCCUGGCCCCGGUGCACAGCCAGGCGGGCCAGCUAAAGCUGGGGGUCCCCCUGGUCCACAAGGCCCUGGUAAACCACCUGGAGGUGGGCUGUGUCCGCUGUGCAAGAGUACCCAGCUCAACGUGGGCUCCAAGGAGCCGCCCAACUUCAGCAACUGUACCAUGUGUAAGAACCAGGUGUGCAGCCUAUGUGGAUUCAGCCCCCCAGACUCGGAGGGUAAAGAGUGGCUGUGUCUCAACUGCCAGAUGCAGAGGGCUAUGGGGGGUAUGGAUGACCCUCCUAUGAUGGGCAAGGGCUCUGCCCCUCCUUCACCCUCAAGGAAAGACCCUGGAAAAGAUGGUAAGAAGCCCAAUCUACUGAUUAAGCAGCAGAGCAUCUCCGACAGAGGCUUAACCCCUCCAACCACGCCCAAACAGAAAUCCCCCGGCCCAUCUUCCCCGAAAGGCAGCCCCCAGCCCUCACCGGCCAAAGGUAAACAGGAGUCCAGCUUCUUCGGGGGCCUGGGGGGCAUCAGCCUAGGGGGGCUCACCGAUGUGGCCAAGCCUCCAGCCGCUGCCUCCCAGGCGGCCGAGUCCAUCACGGGAACAAUGUUCAGUGGCUUUGGUGGGUUCACUGGAUCAGCCAAACCUGAUCGGGCCAAAGCCGCUGCUGGUACCCAAAAAACAGCAGAGUCGGUGACGGGAAAGAUGUUCAGUGGGUUCGGUGGUUUUACUGAGACAGCCAAGCCCCCGGCGGCUGCCUCCCAGAUGUUUGGCUUUGGCUCGUCUAUCUUGAGCUCGGCCACCAACCUCAUGACCACCGACUCCGUGGACUCUGUGGAUGAGAAAGCUGGUUCUCCUGCCGAUUCUCCUGCCGGUUCUCCUGCCGGCUCUCCCCCAGACUCCCCCUUCUCUGCCCCCGGUUCUCCCCUUGGUUCUCCCCCGGACUCUCCCUUCUCCGCUCCCGGGUCCCCCCCUGACUCAGACAGCCCUGACACCCCACCUGCCUCCAAGAAGGCCCCCAAACGUGCCGUCUCCCUGCUGAAGAACCAAAAGUCCAUAGAAGCAGAUCCCUCCGUGGAGCCUCUGAAAGCGGGGGAGCCGCUUACUACGGUCACAGGAUCGGGGGCCCAGGAAAACUGUCCUCUGUGUAAGGUGGAGCUGAACGUUGGAUCAACAGACCCCCCUAACUACAGCACCUGCACUGAGUGCAAGAAGAGUGUGUGCAACCUGUGUGGCUUCAACCCCACACCUCAUCUUGGUGAGGUAAGACCAGUACAGCUUUCACUACUGCUAAAAUAUAAACAGUUCUGCUGAAAGGUACACAAACCA
Oncorhynchus kisutch (coho salmon) is the source of this 2293-nucleotide messenger RNA. RefSeq names its product protein bassoon-like. Gene Ontology annotation, cellular component: glutamatergic synapse; GABA-ergic synapse; axon. The coding region runs from base 359 to 2278 and encodes 639 amino acids. Gene Ontology annotation, molecular function: metal ion binding; structural constituent of presynaptic active zone. The record is from RefSeq and is a predicted model, not a curated record. The transcript has 2 exons. Gene Ontology annotation, biological process: presynaptic active zone assembly; protein localization to synapse. Lineage: Eukaryota; Metazoa; Chordata; Actinopteri; Salmoniformes; Salmonidae.